AAUGCUAAUGAACAUCAAAUGUACACAAUUUGAGCACAACUGAAAUAAGACAGGAGUCACACAUGUAUAGACUGUGUAAAGAUCCCCUCCCGACUACACUACCCAGCGUGCAUCAGCACUUCCGUACGUCUGCCCGAUUGGUUGACGUAACACCGUCCCCGAUACUCCCCAGUCUUCGGGUUAGCUGGAAUGUUUUGUGACAGUGGAGCUCACGCCAAGAGCACUAAAACGGUAGAGGAGGACUUCGGACCUUUCCGAUUUAAAAAAUAUGGCUGCUCACGCUCGCAUGUUCGGCCGUUUGUUUGACAGACAGAACCGUGUGACACAUUUCAAGAAAAUACUACAAUGCCUGAAUGGGAACAAUCAGCGACUGUGCUCCGGUGCUACGCACAAGAAAAAUAAGCUUGAACUUGGGAACGCGACUUUAUCUGCUCCGAACUUCAACGCAUCUCUGAAAACCAGGCCAAAAGAGAGGAGGCUAACAGAUGACAGCAUACCGCCCUUCUCAGCGUUUUUGACUGACAGCUUUGGCCGGAGACACAGCUACCUGCGCAUCUCCCUGACUGAGAAAUGCAACCUGCGCUGUCAGUACUGCAUGCCAGAGGAGGGUGUGAAGCUUACACCGCGGGCCCAGCUGCUGUCCACCUUAGAGGUACUGACCCUGGCUCGCCUCUUUGUUCAGGAGGGGGUGGAGAAAAUCCGUCUUACUGGAGGAGAGCCCCUCAUCAGACCCGAUGUGCUGGAUAUCAUCUCAGAACUGAGGAAGUUGGAAGGUCUGAAAACCAUUGCAUUGACAACCAAUGGCAUGAAUUUGGCCAGGCUUCUGCCUAAGCUGAAAGAUGCUGGCCUUGACUUGAUCAACAUAAGCUUGGAUUCACUCGUCCCUGCAAAAUUUGAAUUCAUUGUCAGGCGGAAAGGCUUCCACAAGGUCAUGGAGGGCAUUGAUAGGGCCAUCGAAAUGGGCUACAACCCUGUUAAGGUUAACUGUGUGGUAAUGCGAGGCCUCAAUGAGGAUGAACUCCUAGAUUUUGUGGCACUGACGGAAAAGAAGCCCCUGGAGGUGCGUUUCAUCGAAUACAUGCCCUUUGAUGGCAACAAGUGGAAUUUUAAGAAGAUGGUGAGUUACCAGGAGAUGCUGGACCACAUUAGGCAGCAGUGGCCCAACCUGGAAAAGCUUCAAACUGGACAGUCAGACACUGCCAAGACAUUUAAAGUGCACGGCUUCAAAGGACAGUUUGGCUUCAUCACCUCCAUGUCUGAUCAUUUCUGUGGCUCCUGCAACCGCUUACGCAUCACUGCAGAUGGCAGCCUCAAGGUGUGUUUGUUUGGGAACUCUGAGGUGUCCUUGAGGGAUGUGUUACGCUCUGGGGCUUCAGAUGAAGAGCUUCUGCAAAUCAUUGGAGGUGCUGUGGGCAAGAAGAAGAAACAACAUGCAGGCAUGUUCAGUAUCUCCCAGAUGAAGAACAGACCUAUGAUCCUCAUUGGCGCCACAUCACAAAGUUCAUCAUCUCUGUCAAAGUCACAAGACAGCCAGAAAGUUGUCCCUGUUGUUUGUCAGCUUACAAACGACACACUCCUCCGUACAACACCCCUUCCCUUCAUUGGCCAUUCAGGCAGCAGGAGAGAAGAUUUUUUGUGCCUUCCGGACUGCACUACACAGGCAGCCCAUAUUUGCUGCUCUAAGUCCUUAGUGAGAAGAGGUACAAAUGUCAAGUCGCAUAUCAACAAAGAAAAACCUAAUGUGAUGGACAGCUUCCACAGUGUAGCGCCCCAUCACUCCUCUGACUUUGGUCUCACUUUUAACAUUUGUCACACUAAGACUGCAGGUUUUUCUGCACAAACAAAUAUCAUGAGCUACGUUAAUGAAGACUGUCUCAGGUAUGCACAAGCCAGAGGUCCUACUGCUUUGAUGAGUCACUUACUCAGGACCCCAGGAACUCCUAUUUUUUGCACACUACCAAUGAAUGCCAAACUAAGUCUUAAAUACAACAAUGUUAGACUGUUUCACAGUCAAAGUUCCAGCAAAGACCCCAGUGUCAAAUUUGAUCAGUCCAAGUCAGACAUGAAAAGCCACCAUGAUGAAACCACCGAAGCCAAGCUAACGCAUACAGACGCCCAGGGUCGAGCCAAAAUGGUAGAUGUCGGUGGUAAGAUUCCGACACGUCGCACAGCCACAGCCUGUGCCACUGUCAUCUUGGGCCACACUGCCUUUCAACUGCUUCGAGAUAACCAGCUGGCUAAGGGUGAUGCGUUGGCUGUGGCCCAGUUGGCUGGCAUCAUUGCUUCAAAGCAAACAUCAACCCUCAUCCCACUCUGCCAUCCGCUACCCUUGGACCACACCGCCAUCACCUUUGAGCUCAGUGAGCUGAACAAAGCUGCAGUCAUCACAGCAGUUUGUCACACUACAGGCAGGACAGGAGUUGAGAUGGAGGCUUUGACAGCAGUCUCUGUGGCAGCACUCACUGUCUAUGACAUGUGCAAGGCAGUGAGCCAUGACAUUAUCAUCACGGAUGUAAAACUACUAAAAAAGACAGGUGGAAAGAGAGACUUUAAUCGUCAUCCUUGACCUCCUCCCACAUCAAUGAAUCCAACCCAAGAAAUUUGUGAAGGACUUAAAAUCAACUUAAUAACUGUGAAAAUUUUCAUCAGAACAUCACAUUUAUGCAAGCUAAAAUGUAUACCAUCAGAAUCAUAAAUAAAUAACACUAUUUUAUGUAUAUUGUAA
This is a messenger RNA of Acanthopagrus latus (yellowfin seabream), 2725 nucleotides long. It is a transcript of the gene mocs1, whose product is annotated as molybdenum cofactor synthesis 1. Lineage: Eukaryota; Metazoa; Chordata; Actinopteri; Spariformes; Sparidae. The coding region runs from base 269 to 2566 and encodes 765 amino acids. The record is from RefSeq and is a predicted model, not a curated record. Gene Ontology annotation, molecular function: metal ion binding; 4 iron, 4 sulfur cluster binding; cyclic pyranopterin monophosphate synthase activity. Gene Ontology annotation, biological process: Mo-molybdopterin cofactor biosynthetic process. The transcript is spliced from 11 exons.